UCCACACGCGUGAGAAUCUCAACCCUUCCGCUCCGCUGUUCGCACGCUUUCUCCUCCUCCUCCGCCCCGACCCGACCCGACGCUCUCCGCCCUCCUCCGUCCUCCUCUGCCCGGGUCCCGGCUCCUUUCCGAGAAACCGGCCCCCGCGACGUCUCCGGCCGCCGGAAUUGAGCUUGAAUCAGGCGCUGUGAGCUACGAAAGUGGAAUCGGAGGAGGCUUGUGACCGGAGUGGAGUCGAUUCCGCCGGAAAUUGGAGCUUCGGUGAUCUGAGCUGAGCUGAAACUUGGAAGGAUUGUUUAAGCAUUGGUUGAAAAGUUUAGAGUUAUGUUGGUGAAUUGGGCAUAAUGAUCAGGUGUAUGAGAAGAGGGUAAUACAAGUAGGGUAAUUUAAGGGUUGAUUGUGUAAGUUUUGAGGGGGAUAGGGAGAUUAUGGCGACAGAUAUGCAGAGGUUGAUUGGGACGAGUGAAGAAGAUGAUGAGGAAGAAAUGGACAUGGAUGUGAAGGAAGAGGGGGAGGGGGAUGAUGGUGAAGAUGGUGAGAAGAAUGUUGAUGCGAACCACAUGAUGAUGGGGGUUGAUGGAGGGAUGGCGACAAGUAAUAGUGAUGAUAACCGGUUUCAACAGCAGCAAAUUCAAGAAGUGGGAACGCCUGGUGGGGGAGGAGCUAGGAGGUGUAGACCAUUGGAAGAGAAGGAGAGAACCAAGUUAAGAGAGCGGCAGCGCAGGGCGAUUACUGCUAAGAUCUUAGCAGGGUUACGGAGGCAUGGGAAUUAUAAUCUCAGAGUCAGGGCUGAUAUCAAUGAUGUAAUUGCAGCAUUAGCUAGGGAAGCUGGCUGGGUUGUUCUUCCGGAUGGAACUACUUAUCCUUCAAACAAUCAGGGCCUGAGGACUACUGUUGUCAAUUCUACAGCAGUCACUUCAUCAUCUUCCAAGAUGGUGUCCCAACAAAAUCCAGUUUCCCUUGAAGGAGUUACUUCCGGCUAUCCAAGCUCUGUGGAGCAUAAUGCAGAUCAGAUGAAAAGUGUUUUUAUUCCUGGUUCAUCACCUUAUGAUCUUCCAGCAAUCAACACGGCAGAUGGAGGAGAUCAAACACAGAGCCAUCCUCUUAUUGGUGGCUCCUUGGAUAAUGUUGGGGACAAGCAGAUUGCUGACAUGCCCCAGACUUUGCCAGAACGUGAUUUUGCUAAUACUGCUUACAUUCCAGUUUAUGUUAUGCUGCCACUAGGUAUCAUUAAUAUGAAGUGUGAACUGGUUGAUCCAGAGGGCUUAUUAAAGCAGCUAAGGGUAUUGAAAUCAGUUAAUGUUGAUGGUGUUAUGGUUGAUUGCUGGUGGGGAAUAGUAGAGGGUCAUGCUCCACUGGAGUAUAACUGGACUGGAUAUAGGCGACUCUUUCAGAUGGUUCGCGACCUAAAGCUGAAGUUGCAGGUUGUGAUGUCAUUCCAUGAAUGUGGAGGCAAUGUGGGUGAUGAUGUAUGUAUUACACUUCCUCAUUGGGUGGCUGAAAUCGGUAGAAGCAAUCCUGACAUAUUUUUCACUGAUAGAGCAGGAAGACGUAACCCUGAAUGCCUAUCAUGGGGUAUAGACAAGGAACGAGUUUUAAGAGGCCGGACUGCUGUUGAGGUAUACUUCGACUGCAUGAGAAGCUUCCGUGUAGAGUUUGAUGAGUUCUUUCUAGAUGGCAUUAUCUCCACGAUUCAAGUUGGACUAGGUCCAUGUGGUGAACUCCGAUUCCCAUCUUGUACUGUAAAGCAUGGUUGGCGAUAUCCAGGCAUUGGUGAAUUUCAGUGUUACGAUCAGUAUUUGCUGAAAAGUCUAAGAAAGGCAGCAGAAGUGAGGGGUCACUCCUUCUGGGGUAGAGGUCCAGAUAAUGCAGGUUCUUAUAAUUCCCGGCCACAUGAAUCCGGUUUCUUUUGCGAUGGAGGCGAUUAUGAUGGCUACUAUGGCAGGUUCUUCCUUAAUUGGUACUCUCGGAUGUUAGUUGAUCAUGGUGAUCGAGUGCUUUCUCUGGCAAAGUUAGCGUUUGACGGCACCUGCAUUUCUGCAAAGCUAUCAGGUAUCCACUGGUGGUACAAGACACCUAGCCAUGCUGCUGAGUUGACUGCCGGCUUCUAUAAUCCAUGCAAUCGAGAUGGUUAUGCUGCAAUUAUGACGAUGCUAAAGAAGCAUGGAGCUUCUUUAAACCUCGUAUGCACUCAAUUGCAUAUGUUAGACCAGAAUAUUGACUUCCAAGAGGCACUGGGAGAUCCCGAGGGUUUAUUUUGGCAAGUACUGAAUGCUGCAUGGAAUGUUUGCAUACCAGUUUCUAGUGAGAAUGCUCUAUUAUGUCAUAAUCGUGUCGGGUACAACAAGAUAUUGGAUAAUUCCAAGCCCUUGACUGAUCCAGAUGGAAGGCAUUUGUCAUCCUUUACCUACCUUAGGCUCAGUCCAAUUCUGAUGGAAAGACAUAACUUCAUGGAAUUUGACAGAUUUGUUAAGAGAAUGCAUGGUACGGCCUCUUUCAACUUUUCUAUUUUCAGUUUCCCUGAUAUAAAUCAUUCAGCAUAUAUCAAACAUCAAAGAACAUGAAUUACAUCAGUGCACACUUGCCAUCAGUUGUACCCUUUCAUUGUUGCUGCAGGGGAAGCUGUUGUUGACCUCCAUGUUUUGCAUGUAGUCCAGAACUCCAGAUAGCCAUUGCUAUUCAAGGAAGAGGUUCUCUAGAUAGUGUACUAUUCAGUAUAGAUAUUCAUCGUAGCCCACGAAAUGUUGGGUUCCCAUUAUUCCAGAUGAGUGUAUUAGUUGAAGUGUUAGUAAGUUAACACAGUUGAUAGGACAGUGACUAACAGUGAGAUUGAACUGUUCCGUAAUCAGUCGACAAAAACCGUGAUUAAUAUGUAAGAGUAAUCUUAAUGUAAGUC
Argentina anserina (silverweed cinquefoil) is the source of this 2896-nucleotide messenger RNA. RefSeq names its product beta-amylase 7. Bases 429 to 2564 code for a protein of 711 amino acids. Gene Ontology annotation, biological process: polysaccharide catabolic process. NCBI's taxonomy places the organism in Eukaryota, Viridiplantae, Streptophyta, Magnoliopsida, Rosales, Rosaceae. Gene Ontology annotation, molecular function: beta-amylase activity. The transcript has 10 exons. The record is from RefSeq and is a predicted model, not a curated record.